GGCUCGGCUGCCUGCCCGCGUGCCCAGUCCCCUGCGGCCCCCAGCCCCGUGCGCCGGACUCCCCAGCUCCGCUCGCUCGCGCCCCUCGGUCCGCCCGACACCAUGGACAAGUUUGGGUGGCGCGCAGCCUGGGGACUCUGCCUCCUGCAGCUGUGCCUGGCGCAGAUCGAAUUGAAUAUAACCUGCCGGUACGCGGGUGUGUUCCAUGUGGAGAAAAAUGGUCGCUACAGCAUCUCACGGACCGAGGCAGCUGACCUCUGCAAGGCUUUCGACUGCACCCUGCCCACCAUGGCCCAGAUGGAGGAAGCCCUGAAAGUGGGGUUUGAGACCUGCAGGUACGGGUUCAUAGAAGGGCUCGUGGUGAUCCCCCGGAUCCACCCCAACUCCAUCUGUGCCGCAAACAACACAGGGGUGUACAUUGUCACCUCCAACCACUCCCACUAUGACACGUACUGCUUCAAUGCUUCAGCACCACGCGAAGAAGAUUGUACCUCAGUUACAGACCUGCCCAACGCUUUUGAUGGAGAAGUUAGCAUAAGUAUUGUUAACCGGGACGGUACCCGCUACACCCAGCAAGGUGAAUACAGAACUAACCCUGAUGACAUCAACGCCACCAACACUACUGAGGAGGACAUGAACAGCGGAUUCGCCAGUGACAGAAGCACUGUGGGAAAUUACAUCUUCCACACUCACUUUCCAACUGCGUACCCGACCCCAGACCAAGACAGUCCCCACGUGUCCAGCUACCCAGACGAAUCCCACGCUACCAGUACGGAUUCAAAUAUCAUCUCAGCAGGCUGGGAGCCAACUGAAGAAAGUGAAGAUGAAAGAGACAAACACCCCAGUCAUUCUGGAGCAGGCAUUGAUGAUGAUGAAGAUUUUAUCUCCAGCACCAUUUCAACCACACCACGGGUUUUUGACCACCCAACACAGAACCAGGAUUGGAAUCAAUGGACCCCAGGCUUUUUAAAUCCAGAAGAAUCACUUCAGACAACCACAAGGAUGACUGAUGUGGACAGAAGUGGCACCAGUGAUUAUGGAGAAAACCGGACCCAGGAACCACAGUCUCCUCUCAUUCACCAUGAGCAUCGCAAUGAAGAGGAGGCUCAGCCUUCUACAAGCACAAUACAACCCCUGGCAACCCCUAGUAGUGUAAUGGAAGAAAUAGCUACCUCGAAAGAGCAGUGGUUUGCAAACCAAUGGCAUAGAGAACAUCUCCAGACACCCAAAGAAGACUCUUAUUCAGCAGCAGGGACAGCUGCCUCAGCCCAUGACAGCCAUCCAAAUCAAAGAAUGACAACGCCGAGUCAAGAGGACAGUUCCCGGACUUAUUUUUGGGACCCAAUCUCACAUCCAAUAGGACGAGGUCAUCAAACAGAAAGAAUGGAUAUGGACUCCAGCCAUAGUACAACACCUCAGCCUUCUGCAGAUCCAAACACAGGUUUGGUGGAAGACUUGGACAGGAAAGAAUCUCUUUCAAUGACAACUCAGCAGAGUCAUACUCAGAGCUUCUCUACAUCACACGGAGACUUGGAAGAAGAUAAAGACCAGCCAGUGACUUCUACACCAACAUCGAGCAGUAAAGAUGACAGGAAUGAUGGAAGAGGAGGUGGAAAUCUUCCUGAAGAUUCCGCUACUUCAGUGGAAGAUUAUACUCAUUUCCCAGACACAAAGGAGCACACAACCCCCACCUCGGUGACCCCUGCUAACACUGGGUCCCUUGGAGUUACUGAAGGUACUGUUGGAGAUUCCAGCUUUAAUGUUGAUGGUUCCUUGCCAGAAGAUCAAGACCCAUCUCACCACCCCAGCGGGAGGCACCAUACCACCAAAGGAUCUGAAUCAACUGGACACUCCAGUGGGAGUCAAGAAGGCAGGGCCAACACGACCUCUGGUCCUAUGAGGAAACCUCUAAUUCCAGAAUGGCUGAUCAUCUUGGCAUCCCUCCUGGCCCUGGCUUUGAUUCUCGCAGUUUGCAUCGCAGUCAAUAGUCGAAGAAGGUGUGGGCAGAAGAAAAAGCUGGUGAUCAACAAUGGGAAUGGAGCUGUGGAGGACAGGAAGCCAAGUGGACUCAACGGGGAGGCCAGCAAGUCUCAGGAGAUGGUGCAUUUGGUGAACAAGGAGCCGUCAGAGACCCCAGACCAGUUUAUGACUGCUGAUGAGACUCGGAACCUGCAGAACGUGGACAUGAAGAUUGGGGUGUAACACCUACACCAUGACCUGGGAUAGUAAUCACAAAUAACCAUUACAGGGAGCUGGGACACUCACAGAUGCAAUGUGCUACUGAUUAUUUCAUUGGGGCUCUUUUUUUUUUAGCAUAAAAUUUUCUACUUCUUUUUGUUUAUUGUGUUUUAUUUUUUGAAGUCCAAUUUAUAAAAGCAGCAUUGCUUUCUGAAAUGAGGGCCCAAUUAACAAUCAACAAGAAUUUGACCGUUUCAGUUCCCACCUAGAAGCCGCUCACUCCCUGGGGUGUGCUAUGGAUGGUUUCUAUCAAAAGCCAUAAAUACAUCUUUCUGAUCCCAACCUUCCCUCCACCCCACCUCCCAGGCAACAGCCACAUACAAAGGACACCCCAGAACUAAGAGGAAUUGGUUCCUGAAAAGAAAUCUGAAUGGAUCUAUAUUUCCCAUCCAGGGGCCCAAUCCCUGGGCAUUGCUUUCCAGUGGGGUAGGGAUCGGGGUGUACUGGCUACACAUCCCCUUCUCCGGGCCCCUGGAAAUUUUUCUGAUGCUUCUGAGAAUGCCCAAAAGGUCAAGCUAAUUUAUCUAUAGUAAGCUAUUUAUCUGUGUUUUUGAAUAUUAAACCCUGGAGGUCCUGUGAUUAGGAUGAUUUUUUUGUUUUGUUUUGUUACUUUGUCAGAGGCAUAAAGGGUUUAAGUCCAUUCAUAAUAAACAUCUGUACCUUUUUCACUUUAA
This is a messenger RNA of Miniopterus natalensis, 2912 nucleotides long. RefSeq names its product CD44 molecule (IN blood group) (gene CD44). Lineage: Eukaryota; Metazoa; Chordata; Mammalia; Chiroptera; Miniopteridae. The record is from RefSeq and is a predicted model, not a curated record. Gene Ontology annotation, molecular function: hyaluronic acid binding; cytokine receptor activity. Gene Ontology annotation, biological process: cell adhesion; inflammatory response; positive regulation of ERK1 and ERK2 cascade. Gene Ontology annotation, cellular component: basolateral plasma membrane; plasma membrane; macrophage migration inhibitory factor receptor complex.